UCUACCAUCCAGCAAAACAAAAGCGCAGAAGCAUUAGUUCAGCAACGUAGAAAAUAUCAUAACAAUGGCUUCUCAUUCCCAUUCCGUGUCUCACAAGGUGAUUUUCUGGGCUUUGGUGAUUGCUGUUGCUGCUGUUGCGAUCACUCCAUCGGCCGUUCUCGCCACGAAGAUAACCGUUGGCGGAGACCAGGGCUGGACGAAAGGCUUCGAUUACAAGGCUUGGGCACAGGCCACCAAAUUUCACGCAGGCGACAAGCUUUUUUUCAAGUACCCGAAGGGCGUACACAAUGUAUACAAGGUGAACCAAAAGCAGUUCCAGAACUGCGACAUCACAUCGGCCACAAAGAAGUACACUUCUGGAGGGGACACCAUUACAUUAAAGAGCGGAACAAGUUGGUUUAUCUGUGGCGUAGGGGAUCACUGCAGGAAUGGUCAAAAGCUCGUCAUCAAUGUCAAUUAAAACUCAAGUAUUAUACCGCUGAUCAAUUAAAGCAUCCACAAAUCG
Molecule: messenger RNA, 505 nt
Organism: Linum trigynum
Lineage: Eukaryota; Viridiplantae; Streptophyta; Magnoliopsida; Malpighiales; Linaceae
Source: the annotation of a GenBank genome assembly